Elaeis guineensis (African oil palm) is the source of this 2023-nucleotide messenger RNA. RefSeq lists its product as uncharacterized. Lineage: Eukaryota; Viridiplantae; Streptophyta; Magnoliopsida; Arecales; Arecaceae. The record is from RefSeq and is a predicted model, not a curated record.
AAAAAAAUUAGAUCAAGAGAGAGGAGAGGGAGCAAGAACUGCAUGAGCCACGCCAGGCACAACUCUCUCUCUUGUCUUUUUCGCUUUCCUUUUCCCGUUGAGGGGGUCCACUUCGGAGCGCCACGAGAAUAAGAGAAAAAAGGAAAUCAAGGACAAAGGUGAAAGCUUUGAUGUCCUCUGGAGAAGAGGAGGAGGGAAUGGAGGAGACGAAGAAAGGAGUUGCUGGGCUCCUUCUCCUGAUGGUUUUUCUCCAUGGGUUUUGCCCUGUUUCUGCUGCUUCUCCAGCAAAGAUGGUGAGUGGGGUUAUGUCCAAUGCGGCGUCUGUUCUCUUGAAGCGGCUGUGGUCGCUUAAGUCCACCCCAAAAACAGCGAUUGCUGGCCGUCCGACGAUGAAGUUUGAGAGUGGCUACACCGUUGAGACGGUGUUCGACGGGAGCAAGCUUGGGAUCGAGCCCUACUCUGUGGAGGUGACCCAGGGUGGGGAGCUUCUGGUUUUGGAUUCUGUGAACAGUAACAUCUACAAGAUUUCGUUGCCACUGUCGAGAUACAGCAGACCAAAACUCAUUGCUGGUUCACCGGAAGGGUAUGCUGGUCAUGUUGAUGGGAAGCCACGUGAAGCUAAGAUGAACCAUCCAAUGGGAUUUACAGUGGAUGAUAGAGGGAAUAUAUAUGUUGCAGACACCAUGAACAUGGUAAUCAGGAAAAUUAGUGAUACAGGUGUUACAACCAUUGCCGGGGGGAAGUGGAAUAGAGGAGGGCAUAUUGAUGGGCCAAGUGAAGAUGCAAAAUUUUCUACUGAUUUUGAAGUGGUUUACGUUGGUAGUAGCUGCUCUCUUCUGGUCAUAGACAGGGGAAACCAGGCAAUUCGGGAGAUACAGCUCAAUUUUGAUGACUGUGCCUACCAAUAUGAAACUGGCUUUCCUUUAGGAAUUGCAGUCCUUCUUGCUGCUGGUUUCUUUGGUUACAUGCUUGCGUUGCUUCAACGUCAAGUAGGAGCUAUUGUCUCUUCCAAAGAUGAACCUCAAAUGCCGAUGAAGAAAGCAAUGAUGCCUCCAUACCAGAAGCCGUUUAGACCAUCAGUCAGACCACCACUUAUCCCACCUGAGGAUGAGUCAGACAAGCAAGAAGAUGUGGAAGAAGGCCUCUUCACCUCAGUUGGAAAGUUCCUUUCUGGAGCCAAGUCAUCUAUAACAUUGAUCUUUGGGGCAAUGUUCUCAAGUUUCAGAAGAAAAAAACCAGCCAACCAAUAUCAAGAGCAGCAGCAGCAGCAGCAACGAAGGCCAAACAGUUGGCCGGUGCAGGAGAGCUUUGUGAUCCGAGAUGAAGAUGGGCCGCCUCCUCCAGUGGAGACAAGGACACCCACCCCCCGUAAAACCUAUGCUUUCAUGUCAAAAGAACCAGAAAAGAUCCACCAUCUCCGGCAGGGAAGAGCUUAUUUUAGUGGCUGGGAUGGGGAGCUCCAAAAGCAGCAGCAGAUGCAGCAGCAGCAGCACCUUCAACAGCACAGGCAAUACUCUUUGGGCCCGCAAACUUACUAUGAGCAGAGCUGUGAAACAACCAAUGAAAUUGUGUUUGGAGCUGUCCAGGAGUCAGAUAGCAAGCGCAGGACGGUCGAGAUUAAGGCUCUGAAUUAUGGGGAUUCUAUCUAUGAUCAGUUUGGCAUGCGCAGCUGGAAUAAUUACAUGCGUUACAGAAAUAACUAUUAGAUGACCUGAGACUUUUCUUCUUGCAGGUUGAAUUUUCUCUACCUGUGGUGUCAGUUGGCCUUGCCUGCUAUAUUUCAUUUCUAUAAAAGUGCAUAGGUCAAGAUUUGUGAAAUGAAUGAUCAAAUGGAAGUUUGGAAGAGCUUUAUGCUGAGGUUGUCAAGGGAACUUAAGUCCUAAAUAUAUCUUGUUUAUAUUUGUUGUUCAACACUCCGCCCUUUCUAAUCAUAUUAGUUGUACUUUGGGUUCCGUCUGUAUGAUUUACUCAAACUGUUGACGAUUGUCAUUAUCUAUGCAAUCUUCGUUAUUAAAUUUUGAUA